AUGCCACGACAUUACCUGGUCAGGUCCAGGACUACCAGAGACUCUUGCUCCUCCGCCAGCUCCGCAUCCACCUGCAGCCAAGAGUCUGAUCUAUCCGGUCGAUCAAGUCGUACCCAAUAUACCAGCAAUACCUCAUACAGCUACACGAAACCUACGACCAAACACAGCGAGACUUGUGCGGAAGAUGUCGUUGUCGAGACCACAGCGGUCGUCGAACAGAACGAUAAUGUCGACCCUCGAUCAUCCACCGAGACAUAUGCUUCCACCAUUGCCUCGGAGAGAGAAUCAGACUCCUUGAAGGGCCCGUGCUUAUUACCUCUCACCAGACACCUCUGCUAUCAGCCCGAUGCCAUUGCUUGUACUCCAAAGGAGUUUGCAGAGUUAUUUCCGUCGACGAGAAGGAUCCUCAUCCAACACGACGACACCAGCCCCGAUGGAAAUCUCAAUCUCCGCGCAGACACUGAAAUACCUCUCUCAAAAGGGCAAAAGGCGAAGCUGACCCUGUUCCACCUACGCAUGUAUGACCUCGGAGACCGUCAAUUCUCGCUCCGCCGCUAUCAAAGACAGUCAGGGCGAGAAGUCUGCAGUACCAAGAGGAAAUAUCUAAAACCUGUUGCCGAACCGUCAACAACAUUCAAGAGGCAUCCAUUGACGACAGCCUUGCGUAAAAUGAGCUUCAGAGCACAAAAGCCUCGACCUAGACCCUCUCCCGAAGUGGACGAAGAGGGAUCAGACGACGACUUCGAACUCUUCGCCGCCCAGGCAGAUAUUGAAGCAACCGUGCCCACCGAUACCAUCAGGAUCGAGUUCUCCAACUAUGCCCAAGUGGAGUUGGAUCGGAGCGGUAGAGGUGACGGUAAGCUCUACGAUUUCGAAUAUUGGGGUGAGCGGUACACAUGGAGAAAGAACGUGUACCAAGAUGGCAUGGAGUCUGUGUUCUCGUUCGAGCUGGUCAACCUGAACACCGGAGCUUGUAUUGCACACAUCACCCCCGACAGAUUAUCAUCAAGACAAAUUCGAAAAGAAGCUGCUCAAGGAAGCUGGGUGCCACCAUGCAGUAUGCGGAUUCUUGAGAAACAGAUUUCCAGCGAUCUUGGCGAUGUGCUUAUUGCAACUGGUUUGAUGGCGCUCACCGAUGAUUGUAUCAGGAAACACUGGCAUGAGGCUCACCGCCCCUAG
Exophiala spinifera is the source of this 1179-nucleotide messenger RNA. RefSeq lists its product as uncharacterized. The transcript has a single exon. Bases 1 to 1179 code for a protein of 392 amino acids. Lineage: Eukaryota; Fungi; Ascomycota; Eurotiomycetes; Chaetothyriales; Herpotrichiellaceae. The record is from RefSeq and is a predicted model, not a curated record.